AUGUCUAGAGUACAACCCACUCAAGCAAGCAGUCGCCAACUUAUAUCGACCGCUCCCAAACAACCACAAGUUGAACCCCCAGUGCCGCUAGAAAACCAAGUUGUCACUCUUAAUUGGUCCUUCCUCCCGCUCCGAACAGAUUGCAUGCCCAUCGAUAUCCCUCGUCCAGCAUUCGAACGCCCGAUGCACUUUGUUAGGAAUAUAUUUGCCGCGCAGUUACGCGAAGAGCACAACUUCAUCGCGAAAAUCGACUCAAAGUUCGUGUUUUACAAGCUUGUGAACGACACAUCUGUCUCGGUUGCUAUGGGAGAAAAGUGGUUGGAGAAUGUGUCUCUGAAGAAAAUGGCGUCCUCUUUCAGUCUCGCUCACGAGAUUUCCGACAAGAUACGUGACCCGGAGAUUGUCCACCUCGUCAUCGAUGCCACUGGAAAUGAGAUUUCGCGAGAGAGCGACGGUAGAACCGAUACAUCCAUAGCUUCCGACAAGAAACGACCUCUAGACGAUGAUGUUAACCAAAGGUGGAGCAUCAAACGACGCAAGAGCCAACUACCUUCCUGUGCAGAACUUUGUGGACUUCUCAAGGAGCCCCUAAGCGAGGAAGAGAAGAUACCCAUUUCAAAGUCCAUGUACAAUUGGCUCAUUUCCUAUCUCCCCCCCGACAGCUGUCUCGACAAAGACAUUAGUACUUUGUUCAAAAUCGGAGAACCUGAUGUUAUUGCCCUUGCGAUAUUCACAACUGUGUGUAUGCCCCCGCCCUCAAGUGGCACAGAAGAUUCUUUUCAUUCAUUUUGGGAUCGCAAUAUACGCCACAUCAUCGAGCUGCUGAUACCGAGUGGGAAAAGCAUCCGUAACAGCAACCAACAUACGGCGACACGGAAGUUGCGCCCGGAUUAUGGCUUCAUUCUCCAGAGCAUAUGCCCGUUUCGGGGCGAGGAGAAGGGACCAGAAAACUUGGAGGAUCCUAAAGCUGAACUGGCAGACAAACUUAAUUGGGUUUACAAUCCGGCCCCUUAUAUGCUUGGCUACUACUGCAAAGGGCCUGAGAUGACCCUCACUGCCAUUACUCCACCUGCUGAUUCUGAAGGAAGCAAACCAGUAGUCCACGACUUAGUACGUGUCGAUUUGAGGUUGAGAGUUGAUCGAAUCGCCAAUAUACGCCACCUUAUCAACCUCUCAACUAUUCUCACCCAUCUGGUGGAGCUUGUGCAGUCUCCUGUUGGUGAUUUUGAACAGAUUUUGAGGACAAAUUCUACGGUUGAAAUCACAAGCACCCUUAUUGUCAAGACCUAUACAUGCAAGAAUGCUAAUGCGAAGAUUGACCACCUCCAUGGAAUUUAUGCAAUGCUUGACAACAAGAAGGUACCCAAUACAGAUAUGCUUGUCUUCGUCAAUAGAAAUGCUGUGUACCUGAAGCCACGGGGAAUCACUAGCCAUCCUGCAGUUGAGAAAGAACUGCGGGAAUGUCUCAAUUGUGUUCUGAAAUCACUCAUGGUCGCUCAUCAAGUACCAGGACCUAUAUAUCACCGUGAUAUUCGGUGGAAUAAUGUUAUUCGCAGGCUUGAGGACCGCUCAAAAUGGUUCCUCAUUGACUGGGAGGAUGCUGCCACUCCACCGACAAGGGCUGAACCAUCCUUUACAUGCUCAAGCCACUCGCCAGAUAUUUUUGAAGAUGGCCAUGGGCCUGAGGUUGACAUUUGGGGUGUGGGGUACUUGAUCAUUACGUGCAUGGCUAUGGAUGUCUCACCGAAGUUGAGGGCGCUUGGGAAGCGCAUUUGUGAGGAAUCUCGUAGUAUGAACGCAGAGGAAGCUCUUGCUCUUAUUGAAAACUGUCAGUCCGAUUCUUUGUAA
Messenger RNA from Cyclocybe aegerita, 1848 nucleotides. The record is from the annotation of a GenBank genome assembly. NCBI's taxonomy places the organism in Eukaryota, Fungi, Basidiomycota, Agaricomycetes, Agaricales, Hemipholiotaceae.